This is a messenger RNA of Otolemur garnettii (small-eared galago), 1053 nucleotides long. It is a transcript of the gene EID2B, whose product is annotated as EP300 interacting inhibitor of differentiation 2B. The coding region runs from base 22 to 441 and encodes 139 amino acids. Gene Ontology annotation, molecular function: transcription corepressor activity. Gene Ontology annotation, cellular component: nucleoplasm. Gene Ontology annotation, biological process: negative regulation of DNA-templated transcription. The record is from RefSeq and is a predicted model, not a curated record. NCBI's taxonomy places the organism in Eukaryota, Metazoa, Chordata, Mammalia, Primates, Galagidae. The transcript has a single exon.
GAGCUCGCUUCGCUAUUGAAGAUGUCCGGGCUACCGAGAGAGAGCAGUGUCCCAGAGAUGGGCACAGCGAACCGCGUCAGCGACGUCCUGCAGGCAGCAGUAGGCUGCGGGAGUCAGGCACAGGAGGCCCGGGAAGGCCCAGCUGCCCGACCCGUGGCGCGGGUACGGGGUCCUGCUUUCGGGCCUAUCCGCGGCAGCGUGCCAGGCCUGCUGUUAAUGCCAGGCUUGGGUCAGCAGACGUUGUUCCGCGAGUACCUGGAUAAUUGCUCCUUGAUCCCCGUCAGAAUACUGCGAGAUUUCGAGGAACGCCGCCGGCUGUUUGUGGAAGGCUGCAGGGAAAGGGAAGCAGCCUUUGAUGCGAAUCCCCCUCAGAUGGACUUUGAUGCUGUGGCUUUUACUCUGGCUCUGUCUGGUUCUCAGGGUGUCAGCCUGGCCGACUAAGGCGGCUGAUGAAAUUGAUGAAGAAUCAAGUGACUCUUCGGAUCCAAAGAAGAGGCCUGCGUUGGUGUAGUUAUUAGGGGAAGGGAUGCAAACAAGGAAGAGAACAUGCAGUGCACUGUUGAAAGGAGGAAGCACACUCGGUUAAAAGAAAUAGAAAUAGACACUUGAGAAUGUCGAAGCUUGUUUUCAAAGAGAUCCUGAGACACUUCUGACUCACUCCUUUGUUAGCGAUUCUCUAUUCCUUCAUUUGUGGAAAAUGUUUCAAGAUAGUUUCAACACCAUAAAGGACAGAGGAUGGUUUUGCAAAGAUAAGCGCUGAGAAAAAUUACCCAUAAUGGAACCUUCAGAAAUUAACCAAGAUGAUGAAAGAAGUUAAGGAAAUACAGUUGUUAAGAAUCCAGUUGCGGCUGGCGCAGUACCUGCAGAAAUUAACCAAGAUGAUGAAAGAAGUUAAGGAAAUAAAGUUGUGAAGAAUCCAGUUGUGGCUGGCGCGGUGGCUCACGCCUAUAAUCGUGGCACUCUAGAAGGCUGAAGGAGGUGGAUUGCCUGAGGUCAUGGGUUGAAGAGAGCAAGAGCGAGAUGAUCCCUGUCUCUAAAAAAUAGCUGGGUGUU